Molecule: messenger RNA, 4004 nt
Organism: Chinchilla lanigera (long-tailed chinchilla)
Lineage: Eukaryota; Metazoa; Chordata; Mammalia; Rodentia; Chinchillidae
Gene: Ist1
Product: increased sodium tolerance 1 homolog (yeast)
Exons: 10
Coding region: 110-1204 (364 amino acids)
Biological process (GO): protein transport
Source: RefSeq, a predicted model, not a curated record
CUGGCCGCGCUGAGGCCGGGGAAGCCGCCAUUUUGGAUGCUUGGCGGCGUUGCGGAAGUCGGACUUGGAGGUUUUCGCUCUUGAAUUCGGUCAGGAGGAACAGCACAGUAUGCUGGGCUCUGGAUUUAAAGCUGAGCGUUUACGAGUCAACUUGAGAUUAGUCAUAAACCGCCUCAAAUUACUGGAGAAAAAAAAAACGGAACUGGCUCAGAAAGCAAGGAAGGAGAUUGCUGAUUAUCUGGCCGCUGGGAAGGAUGAGCGAGCACGGAUCCGAGUGGAGCACAUUAUCCGCGAAGACUACCUUGUGGAGGCCAUGGAGAUCCUGGAGCUGUACUGCGACCUCCUGCUGGCUCGGUUUGGCCUCAUUCAGUCUAUGAAAGAGCUAGAUUCUGGUCUGGCUGAAUCUGUGUCUACACUGAUCUGGGCUGCUCCUCGACUCCAGUCGGAAGUGGCUGAGUUAAAAAUAGUUGCUGAUCAGCUCUGUGCGAAGUAUAGCAAAGAAUAUGGCAAGUUGUGUAGGACCAACCAGAUUGGAACUGUCAAUGAUAGGCUAAUGCAUAAACUGAGUGUGGAAGCCCCACCCAAAAUCCUAGUGGAGAGAUACCUGAUUGAAAUUGCAAAGAAUUACAAUGUACCCUAUGAACCUGACUCUGUGGUUAUGGCAGAAGCUCCUCCUGGGGUAGAAGCAGAUCUUAUUGAUGUUGGAUUUACAGAUGAUGUGAAGAAAGGUGGCCCUGGAAGAGGAGGUGGUGGCGGCGGGUUCACAGCACCUGUUGGUGGACCUGAUGGAGCAGUGCCAAUGCCCAUGCCUAUGCCCAUGCCAUCUCCAAAUACUCCUUUCUCAUAUCCAUUGCCAAAGGGACCAUCAGAUUUCAAUGGAUUGCCAGUGGGGACUUACCAGGCCUUUCCAAAUAUUCAUCCACCUCAGAUACCAGCCACUCCCCCAUCGUAUGAGUCUGUUGAUGACAUUAAUGCUGAUAAGAAUGUCUCUUCUGCGCAGAUUGUUGGUCCUGGACCCAAGCCCGAUGCCUCUGCAAAAGCCCCUCCCAGACCUGCAGAUAACUACAACUUUGUACUGCCAGAGUUGCCAUCUGUGCCAGACACACUACCGACUGCAUCUGCUGGCGGCGGCACCUCAGCAUCUGAAGACAUUGACUUUGAUGAUCUUUCCCGGAGAUUUGAAGAGCUGAAAAAGAAAACAUAGGUCUCUCAAACUAGGUAACCUCCAACUUCUGGGAGAUGAAACUGAGCAGUUUCUCCUUGUACACAAAGAAUCUCCAUGGAAUUCCGUUUCAUCUGUUAACCAUCACCAAGCACACUUUUGGGGGGCUCUUUCCUACUCUCCCAAAUUCUGUUGCUUCCCAGUUCUCUACUGAUCCUAAGAGACUAACAUCUGGACACUCUGAGGCCAGAGCAGCUGGCUCCUGGCAGCUGUGCCUGUUUAUCUCCUGUUAGAGGGAUCCCAGGUUCUCUUGUGACCUAGCCCUCCCCAGGAGAACGAGAAUAUGAGGCAUUGUGGUGAGAGCUGCCAGAGAUGGCCGAAGAGAGAAGAGCACCUCAUGAAGUGUCUUAACUUGUGUUGAAGUUCCAGACUUAGAAACAAAUCCCUCUGUAUAGGAGGGUUGUGGUGAGACACAAGGCCAUGGUGUGUUUUCUCACUCUAAUACGAGUAAGAGAGAGAAAAUGGUUCAGGGAAUCCUAGUAACAGUUCCUAGAAGCUGGGCCCUCUUGCUGGCGUAUACACUACUUGCUGCAGGGCACUGUUCCACCUGGAUCCAGUUGCAAAGUUUAUUUGGGAAAAGUUGAAGCUCUCUCUUCGUUCUACUGGAUUCUCAGGGAGCCCUCUGUGGCCUUUUGCUUUAUUUUGAGUGCUGUGUUUCUCUUUUACCAGAAGACAGCACCACAGAAAUUUACUUUUCCCCAUAGCAUGUUACUAGCAAAAGAAGGGGACAGGUAGCAUACUGGAUAGAAGUUGCCAUUCAAGCCUAUCAUGGGCUUCCAGCUGCCUUAAUAGAAGUACUCAAGUCUCUUGGGUAGUGAGCUGGAAAAGCUACAGAAGAGGGAUACCUGUUUUCACUUGAAAACUUUAUGAUUAAAGGAAUCUUUAAAAAUUGAUCUCACAUUUUUAGUGCCCAUGUAGCCGUAAUUCACUGCUUUUCUGGGUAGAUGACACUCUUCCUAUUGUAAUUCAUGUGCUCCUUUGUCCCCAAGGUAAGCCCAUCCUUCCCUACAAGAUUGGCUUCUGUGUAAUGUAUCUGUACAUACUAUUUCAAGCAACUUUCUUUAAUGUUUUUGAUUGGUUUGUAUCUCAUAGCUUAGUAGCUGCUAAUAAACUUAAAGAUCUGGUGUCUUGCUCUCUCCACUAUUGGUCAAAUGAUGAAGUAUAAAUUAGAUUUUAGUGGAGAAUAUUUUAAGCAAGCAACUCACAUUGGUGCCCAGGCGAGUCAGCCUUUACCUUUGGCUCCCCUGCUAACGCAGAUACAUAGAGCCCGCAGCUUUCUUGCUGAAUUUAAGCCCAGGUAGCGUCUGUGAAUUUGUUGGGUUACCUGUCUGUGAGAGGAUACCCCAUCCGCCAUGUCUCAUGAUUGUAUCUUUAUUUUUAGUAAAUUGUAAUAAGUUCACUCUGACUUACUCAUUUCCCUUGUCCUUCCUGGGGCAUGGAUGAUGAAUGUCCUGUUGCUUGCUGCUUGGUAGUGGAGCUGGUUCAUCACUGUUAAUAUUUUUACAGUGUUAUUCCCUUCCUGACAGUGCCAAGAGUCACAAAUAAGAACUUCGAGCCAAGGGAAUUUUGAUUCCUUGGUAACUUACAGAAUUAAGACAGUGUUUUAUAUGCAUCUGUAAAUAAUUUCCUAAAGUAUUCCAUGCAAAGAUAAGUGAUACUAUACUAGGAAGAAGUAAACCAAAGUAAAGGCUAACAAGAUUAAGAUGGUUCACCUUCUAAGACUUUAGUGUCAUUGAUUGGUUACUGUCGUGGCCGCUUCUCCGAUGAGGGGUUCUGGUGCUGCCAGAUUCCUAACAAAUUUUAGAGCUUCUGUAGUAACAUAGCUGUCAGUGCAGCUUCUGAGUAUUCAGAGCCAAAGGAGAAAAAAGAAAAUGGAGAUUGUUGCUAAUUUUUAGACUAAAAAUGUACUAAACAUAAAAAAUAGGACAUAGUAAACAUAGUGCAUAGUAAGGAUGUAAUUCUUUAAUGAUUUACUUUCAUGUAGAGUAUUUUUUACUACUUAAUGGUCAAGAGCCAGAGAUAGAUAGAUAGAUAGAUAGAUAGAUAGAUAGAUAGAUAGAUAGAUAGGUUUAUAUUGUGGUUGUUUUUGUUUUGUUUUUGGUCUUCUUGAGACUACAGUUCAGGCUGGUCUUGAACUCACUUUGUAGCCCAGGGCCAACUGUAUAUUUAUGGGCCAGUGGCUACUGAACAUAAUGUUCUGGCAACUUUGGUUUCCUGGGAAAAUACUUAAUGGGACUAAAAUUCUGAUUGUGUGCAUUAUGUUAAGUCUGUAAUCUUAAAAGCAGUUACAGUUAAGCUUUUCCUUUUCCAGUGGUACAAAAUAAUGAUACUUUGUUUUGUAGUUAAUGAGCAAGCGUUACCACCUUAAGGGACUUCCUUUUCCAAAGGCCAUGAGAAUGGCCAAAACAAAAAGAUCAGUGAUCACAAGAACCAUCAUGAGGAUCAAAAAGGAGCCCAGGACUGGGUAGAAAUGCAACGACCUUGGAAGACAAUAAGAAUAUUUUGUGAGAUUGACAUAUGAAUUUCUACCUCACAGACAAGCUAUAUGCUCCAUGUGGUAUAUGUUCUUAAUCCAACAUUUGCUAGGAACUAGGUUGAGGCGCCAAAAGAUACUAAAUAUUAAGUGGACAUAAGAGGAGGAACGACUGACUCUAAUGACGCUAAAGUAUUUUGACCUCACAGCUUUUAUAGGAAGAAAAUAGUUGAAUUGUAGUAGAAUUGUAAAUUACUCAAAUUCCAUCUGAGUUUUGGCAGUUCUGGGAAAUACAUCUAAACAUGAGGG